AUGCUCCAUUGUGAUGGCUCCUUGAAUGGAGAUAGAGCUGCUUAUGGGGGUCUUAUUCGUAAUACCACAGGAGAUCCGGUCCUGGAUUAUAUGGGUAAAGGUGUGGAAACUUCUAUUCUUAGGAUGGAGUUGUUAGCCAUUCACAGAGGGGUGGCACUAUGCUUAGAGAGGAAUCUUCGACAUGUGUCAAUCAGAUCUGAUUCGAAGUUGGCAGUGGAGAUUAUUACAGGUGUGUUCAGCUGCCCUUGGAAUGUAUAUGUGUUGAAGAACCAGAUCAGCCCUAGUUUGAACCAGUUGGCUCGCUAUGAAGUGAGGCAUGUUUGGAGGGAGUUGAACCAGCCGGCAGAUUAUAUUGCUUCCAUUGGUUGUGAGGGUGGGGAAACAAUUCUGUAUCCUCCUGAGUUCCAGGAUGACCUGAUGCGGAUGAUCCAUGAUGAUACUUCAG
Messenger RNA from Telopea speciosissima, 445 nucleotides. RefSeq lists its product as uncharacterized. The transcript has a single exon. The record is from RefSeq and is a predicted model, not a curated record. Lineage: Eukaryota; Viridiplantae; Streptophyta; Magnoliopsida; Proteales; Proteaceae. The annotation marks the transcript as partial. Gene Ontology annotation, molecular function: nucleic acid binding; RNA-DNA hybrid ribonuclease activity.